This is a messenger RNA of Coprinopsis cinerea okayama7#130, 913 nucleotides long. RefSeq lists its product as hypothetical. Gene Ontology annotation, cellular component: cytoplasm. Bases 75 to 581 code for a protein of 168 amino acids. The record is from RefSeq and is a predicted model, not a curated record. NCBI's taxonomy places the organism in Eukaryota, Fungi, Basidiomycota, Agaricomycetes, Agaricales, Psathyrellaceae. The transcript has 4 exons. Gene Ontology annotation, molecular function: protein phosphatase inhibitor activity.
AUCUCCACCACCUCAACGUUAACCAACCACACUGGCAUUUGCGCGCUUCCCAUCGUUCUCAUAGCACAGGAAAAAUGCACCCUGCGCAACGCAACAAGGUCGACAUUAGCAAACUUACUCCCCAGGAGCAACAGCUCUUUGCGAAGUAUGGUAAGCUUCCGACGCAUAAGAAUGUUCUCAUGAAGAUGCAAAAGGAUCGAAAGUAUUUCGAUUCUGGUGAUUAUGCCCUUUCAAAGGCAGGAAAGGCUCCCCAGAGCACUGUCGGCACUGCCAUCCCCAACCCAGAGAAUAUCCCCCAUGCAUCUACGCCCGUCAACGGCCAUGCCACUCACCCUAUCUCUAUUUCGCCCACGAACUCCAUCAGCAAAGAGAGCGGCCUGGCCACGAGCCCAGUCACGACUUCCAAUGUCGAAGACGAUCAACCGGCUAACAAAGUGGCGGACGAGGCUGAGGAGUCGAUAAAGCCCCAACAUGAUGCCGAUGCAAAGAUCGAGACCACCGCUACCACAACCGUCGAUGUUACCCCAACGUCCACCACCGUCGUUGAGGAGGCUACCACAACCGCGACAUUAUCAAAGUAAAUCGACGCCAUCAGAACUCGGUUUUUGGUUUUGUCCUGCAACAACGCCCCCGCCGCUUCCACCGGCUUAUUUUAUUGGCUUUCUAUAUCUGUGUUGACCAAGCAAACGCAUUCCAAGAGUAUGUGGUAGGGUUCAACCUCGUUAUAAACCGUAUAUGCAUCAUGGUGGUGAGAUGUGGGUCCUGGACCGCUGGCCCUCAUUGCGCAGUGUACUACACUCCAUGCAGUGUGUGUUAGGAUCCCCAUCGCAUCUACACUCCCCCAUUUUUCGGAAUCUUCACCAUGUGUACUACCAGUUGAUUAGACGAUCGUCAGAGGAUUGUUUCCUUUGAU